AUGCGACGAGCCCUCUGUCCCGAAGCUAAACGCAAAAAUUUCUUCGCUGAGUUCGAGUUGCGAACCUUGCGACCCGAAGAGGAUCCGGCCGUGUACAAAUGGGAAUUGGAGAAUAUCCUUUCGAAAGCUGACCCAUCUCUUUCCAAUGAUGCCAAGUCCGCGUUGUUGACGAGACAAUUCUCGAAGGGUCUACCACCGACUCUGAAGCUAAAAAUGUUGGAGCAUAACCCUACCCCAACAUUGGCCCAAAUAGUUAAAUUUACCCAACGAUUUCGUGCGCUUAGCCAGCCGACGGCAGAGACUGCUCGUGUUCAUAUUGACGCUGUCACCCGCCCACCGCCUCCACCCGAUCCACAGUUGAAAGAGAUUCUCACCAUGGUUGCUGGCAUCGCAGAGAAACAACAAGCACUCGAGAACCGCCUGAACCGUACAGAGCCUUCUGCAAACUCCUCCACUCGAUCGUCGUUCACGGGUACCUGUUAUUCGUGUGGUUUCCCAGGACAUUUCUCUCGAGAUUGUACACGACAGCGACCCUUCAGUGGCCGUCGAACGAUGAUUUGCUACUGGUGUGGGAAACCUGGUCACAUCGCACGAGAAUGCCGAUCAUCGCGUCAUUUAAACUACUACGGGAUGGACGGAAAGUCGGUGGAGAUCGUGCCCAUCCUGUACUAA
Messenger RNA from Dendronephthya gigantea, 672 nucleotides. RefSeq lists its product as uncharacterized. The coding region runs from base 1 to 672 and encodes 223 amino acids. The transcript has a single exon. The record is from RefSeq and is a predicted model, not a curated record. Gene Ontology annotation, molecular function: zinc ion binding; nucleic acid binding. Lineage: Eukaryota; Metazoa; Cnidaria; Anthozoa; Malacalcyonacea; Nephtheidae.